Chilo suppressalis (striped riceborer) is the source of this 3661-nucleotide messenger RNA. The record is from the annotation of a GenBank genome assembly. NCBI's taxonomy places the organism in Eukaryota, Metazoa, Arthropoda, Insecta, Lepidoptera, Crambidae.
UGCUUCCUUGCCGGAGAAGCAUUUAUGGAGUUCAUUUUAGUUUGGAUUUAGUUAUUGAUAUUAUGCUUUUCUUGGCUUAAUUAGCAAUUAUUGAUUUCGAAAUUGAUAAUAAUUUACAUGCAACAAUUUUUAUAUGUACUGUAAUUAUGUAUAUGUUUUGCAUAUGAGCGGUGAGGGUGAUGAUAAUAAAUUAAAUUUUCUUAUUUAAUACCACGAAAUAAUUCACAAAACAGCCUACGGGAAUAUAAUGUCUAUGUCAAAACCAUGUGCGCGUGUAACUUGUCAAUGUCAAAAACCUAACCUGUAAAAAGCCCAUGAAAGGAAAUUUGCUGUAGCAGUGGUGUUGUUAAUUAGUGUAUUAAACUGUUUAAAUGUAAAUAAAUAAUAAUAGAUAAAAAAAUGGCCAAAGUAAAGAAUAAGCGUAAUGCUGGACUUGCUGAUAAAGUUCACCAUAAAAAGAAAACAGAAGGUGUCAAGAAAAAAUUGAAUCCCUUUGAAGUGCAUAUAAACAAGGAAAAAUUAAAAGUUUUGGGUAAGAAAUCCAAACAUGACCGUGGAUUACCUGGAGUUUCACGAGCCAAAGCCAUUCAAAAGAGAAAAGAAACGUUAGGGACUGAAAUGAAAUUAAUGAAUAAGACUAAUGCGUUUAUAGACAAACGUAUUGGUGAAAAGAACAAUCAACUCUCCUCCGAAGACCGUAUGAUUGCUCGCUUUGCUGCUGAAAGGGUUAGGCAGCACAGUAAAAAGAAUAUCUACAAUCUUGCUGAUGAUGAAAUAUUGACACAUAGGGGUCAAACACUAGAACAGAUAGAGAAAUUUGAUGACCCACGAUCAUCAGAUGAAGAUGAUGAUGACGGAAGAAAAUUUGGAGGCUUAGAUGAUGAUUUUGUGUCGGAAGGCCAUUUUGGAGGUGGUACUCUAUCUAAAACAGAUUCUAAGGAUGGUGCAAAAUCACAUAAAGACCUCAUAGAGCAACUCAUAGCAGAAUCCAAGAAAAGGAAAGCUGAAAAGCAGAAAGAGAAAGAACAAACUUUAGACUUGACAGAGAAGUUGGACAGUGAAUGGAAAGACCUUCAACCAGUGGUGUUUAAGAAGGCUAGAGUAGAAGAAAAGAAGGAAGAAUCAAUCAUAGACAAAGUAUUAAGUCGGGCAGAGAAGAAGUGUCAGGACUAUGAUAAGAUGAUGAGAGAACUGAAGUUUGAAAAACGGGGAACUCCCUCAGAUGCACUGAAGACUUCGGAGAAGGAAGCUAAAGAAGAAAAAGAGAAAUUAGAGAAGCUGGAGAAAGAAAGGGAAAAGAGAAUGUUAGGUGAUGAUGAAUUUUUGCCAAAAUCAACCACACCCAAACAUAGGUCAGCGGAUGAUUUGGAUGACAAUUUUGAAUUGGAUGAUGAUCAGAAUUUUAUGUUGGCUUAUGAUAAAGAUGGAAAGCCAUUGGUGCCUGAAGAAAUAUUGAAGGAUUAUUCUGUACCAAAUGCAAAACCCAAAUUCAAGGAUGGCAUUUCUGACUCUUCUAAUGAUGAAGAAGAUGAUGAAGGUAGUGAGGAUAAUGGGAAUAACAGUGACGAAGAAGAUGAAACUGAUGAUGAAAAAGAAGAAGGAAAUGAUGUGGAACAAAAUGAUUCCGAAAGUGAAGAAGACACAAGUGAAGAUAUGAGUCAAGAAGAUAAAGUUAAGCCAAACACUAGCAGAGAAAAUGAAAACGAUUUGAAACUCAAAACAAGUGAACAAACUAGUAAAAAAAAUAAAUUCAAUGAUCAGAAGCAAACAAAAGAAAAUUUAAUGGAUAAAAGUGGAAACAACUCAGAUGAUUCUGAUAAUGAUGGAGAUUCAGAAAAUAAUGAAGAUGAGGAUAAAGAAAGUGAUACAUCCGUCAAUAAUAAUAAAUUUGACGAUUUCAAAGAUCUCAAGGAGUCAGACGAGGAGAGCGGUGAUGAUGUUGAUGAAUCAGAUAAACAAAAAAUAUCUUCCUUUUUUGAGUUGAAACUAGCUGCAGGUGAUAAUUUAAAGGAAUUGUUAACAGGAAAGACGCCAUCACAGCAAUCAACUGCACUUCAAAAACUAAUCAAGAAUUACGAUCCAAGCUUAGCUGAAAACAACAAAGAAUUACUCAGUAGGCUAUAUGCUCACAUGCUCCAAUAUAUUAACGAUACAUUCACUGACUUAAAAGACGAAGGGGAAUUAUUAAAAGCGUUCCUCAUCUUUGACAAACUUGCUCCACAUUUCUACGACUUAGCUCACACGAACAAAGUUUCCACAAAGAAAUUUAUCGUCGAACUAUUAAAAGAGAAACACAACCGUUUCCUCAAGAAAAUAAAAGUGGUACCUGAUUUGGAUACUCUAAUUUUCUUUAAGUUGGUAUCCUUAGUGUAUCCGACGUCCGAUUUCCGGCACCCAGCCACGACGCCAUCUUUACUUUUCAUGUCCGAAAUCUUAGCUCAGUCUAGGUUCAAUUGCCCUUAUUCAAUAUCCAGAGGUUUAUUUAUAACCUCGCUUAUUUUAGAAUAUACCGUUUUGUCAAAAAGGCUUGUACCAUCUGCCAUUAAUUUCAUCCGAGGUGUUUUGUAUUUGUGCGCGAACACGAGUAUCUUAAAUCCUAUCCAAGUAGUGCCACCCUUCCGUUUACAUAAAGAUGCUAAACUUUUAAAUUUAGCUAACGACUGUUCUAAAAUGGCGGUCAGCAACAAAAUGUCGGCGAAGGACUUAGUUACGAAAGAGAUAGACGACGAUUUUAAAAUACGAUGUUUUAGUACAAGUAUAGAUAUGUUGAAAGAGUAUUUCGAUUAUUUCACUGAUUUAGAAGCUCAGAAAUGUUUAUUUGAACCCCAUAUAGCCCUCAUUGGUAGGAUAGACCUAGAUUUGUAUCCUAAGAAAGUAGCCACGAGAGUUGCACAGACUGUUAAGUACAUGAAGGAAACUUUCGAAGUCAAGACGUUCACGCCUCUAACAGGGGAGAAGAAGAAAAUUAAAAUGCUAAGGAUGUAUGAGCCUGAUGUUCAGGAAGUUUUCACUGGCAGUAAGUGUGCCAAGCUCUCAAGAGAGAAAGCAGAGAGUGCCCGACUGCAAACCAAAUAUAAGAAAGAAAUGAAGGGAGCUCUAAGAGAAAUUAGGAGGGACAAGGCCUACAUUGGAUCUGUGAAGAUCAGGGAGAAACUGCAAAGUGACAAAGUAAGAAGAGAUAAGGUGAAACAAAUUUACAAGGAAGCUUCUAUUCAGCAAGGAGAACUGAACAAAUUGAAGAGAAUAAAAUGACCCUAGUGGUACAAUUGUAAAUAUGUCUUAAUAAAAUAAUCGACCUAUUAUAUUUUCGACUUUCAUUUUUAGGCUUUGAUACAUAAAUGGUGAUAAUAGAAUUCUGUUACUAAAUAGCACACCCAGAGAAGUCAAUUAACAUUUAAGUUUGAUUAAAGUUUAUGCUGUCACUUUCUUUGGAAUAAGAAUAGAAUGAGGCAAAGACCACGUAACUUUAAUGAAUCACAAAAUUUUGGUGUACAACUGUAAGACUCCGUUAUAUGUCCUUGUGUUAAUGCCACAUGGACCAUAUAAAAUCAUUAUCAUCAGCUUAGGUCUCAACUGUUUUCUCUAUGAACGUAAGAGUAGGGUGGAUUGACCAGGAAGUUGUACCUUCCGUGAACUCAGACCGAACGAGCUAACCACUGCU